Molecule: messenger RNA, 486 nt
Organism: Trichomonas vaginalis G3
Lineage: Eukaryota; Parabasalia; Trichomonadida; Trichomonadidae
Product: glycine-rich protein family
Exons: 1
Coding region: 1-486 (161 amino acids)
Source: RefSeq, a predicted model, not a curated record
AUGAAUGGAGGCACCCAGCUUCAAGGAGGUUUUGCAUCGAAAGUUAAUAAAUUUGGUACUUAUGUAAAACCAGGAUAUGAUGGAUUAUUUGGGAUGUCUACGAAUGUUAAUAUAAGUAAUUGGGGCGGUAUUGCAGGAAAUGGAUAUUGGAGUGGAGGUUCGCCUGCCUGGGCAGGUGCUGGAGGUGGAGGGAGCUCGUUUGUAUCAGGGCAUGAAGGAUGUAUAGCUUUGAACAGCUCUGAAAAUGAAAAUCCUAAUCCAAAUAAUAGCUCAGUCCACUAUUCAAACAUAGCUUUUUUGCAGCCAUCUAUGCAUAGAGGUAACACAACAAUGCCUCUCUAUUAUUCGCCGAAUGCCUAUGGGAUAGGAAAUAAAGGUAGGGGCUGUAUCAGAAUAACAAUAUUAAGCUUCCCAGAACCAACUUGCAGAUCAUUUUUAUCUUUUUCUUUUAAUAUUUUAUUAAUUUCGGUGUUUAUAGUUAUGUAA